AUGAUUACAAUAACUAUUCUCUAUGGAAUUAUUAUUUGGCAUAUAAAACAACAUAAACAUAUUAAUUUGGGAAGUACAAAUGCAUCACGAGCGCAGAGAAAUACGAAAGUAUUUAAGAAUAUUUUUAUUUUUACAAGUAUUCUUGGAAUUGGUGGCAUACCUUAUUUAAUUUCUACUAUAGUGAAUAGAAUAGUGCCAAUUCCAUGGCCAUUAUAUUCUAUUUCAUUUUUAUUCAUCGCAUGUGCGUCUGCUAUUGGAUCACUAGCAAUUUUACUUACGAAUGAACAAACUAAAGAAAUUUUCUGUGCUAAACUUCAUUGUCGUCAAUUAAUUAGAACAGGACAAGUAAGGAAUAAAAAAUUAGCUAGAAUCAAUCAAAUUAUGCCGUAUUAUAAUAAAGCAUGA
Rotaria sordida is the source of this 405-nucleotide messenger RNA. The record is from the annotation of a GenBank genome assembly. NCBI's taxonomy places the organism in Eukaryota, Metazoa, Rotifera, Eurotatoria, Philodinida, Philodinidae.